Molecule: messenger RNA, 1224 nt
Organism: Dendrobium catenatum
Lineage: Eukaryota; Viridiplantae; Streptophyta; Magnoliopsida; Asparagales; Orchidaceae
Product: putative F-box protein At4g17565
Exons: 1
Coding region: 1-1224 (407 amino acids)
Molecular function (GO): protein binding
Source: RefSeq, a predicted model, not a curated record
AUGGUCUGGUCUGAUCUCCCAAUAGAUCUCCUCCGUCGCAUCUCCUCACACUUGUCCAUUGUAGACUUAGUUCGAUUAUCAGUUGUUUGCAGCUCAUGGAAUUUCACUCAUGCCAACUAUGCACUCCUUGGAUUUCAAUGUCGUCCCUCUCCAUGGUUGCUCCUUUCCAAUGAUGUCGGAGAGGCCUCCAACACACUCAACUUUCGCGAACUUACCAUAGAAGGAGAAGAAGCUGUCGUCAGUUUCCAACGUUGCUUCUCUUCCAUUGGUAACCACAUCGAGGGUCGUCGUUGUUUUGGCUCCAAUGAUGGAUGGCUUGUGACCCUUGAUACAAUGAAUCUACAACCUCGCCUGUUCAACCCUAUCACAAAGGCUGAAAUAUGGCUCCCAUCCCUUUACGAAUUUAUCAUGCCACAAAUUUCCCCUGAUGGAUCCUUCAGGAAUUCUUGCAAAGAAAAUUUCUUUGACAUUACGUCUGAUGACUUACGCGACAUAUAUUUUCAUAAGUUUGUUGUCUCCUCUAAUGACACCUCUGGAACUGUUGUUGUUAUCUAUGGCAUUACAAAAGCGCUUGCUUUGGCAUGCUCAGAAGAUCUAACUUGGGUUGAUGGACCACAAUUAUCACCUUACAACACGGAGGAUGAGGAGCAGUUUGAGGAUGUUUGCUAUAAUAAAGAAAAUCAAACAUUUUAUGCAAUUACAAAUUUUUCUAUGGUGCUUGCUUUUGACCUCAAUGGACAAAAUGUUGAAUUGAUCUGCCCGAAUGGACCCAAUCCAUACUAUCGCACCAGAAACUUUGAUUGUAUGUACUAUAUUGCUUUUAUGUCAGGAACUCUUCUAAGAAUAGAGAGAGUGAUUGAUAUUACUCCUAAUAGGAACCAUAAUGCGACAACGAUGACUAUUUUUGUUUUCAAGUUUGAGCCUAUUGUUGUUACUUCUUGUUCUUCUUCUUCUCACUCUCAAUGGAUCUCUGUCAAUGAGCUAGGGGAAUACUCCAUUUUUGUUGGUUGUAAUCAGACAUUUUCUUUGCAUCACACAGUUGCUACUGGAAUUAAACCAAACUGCAUAUAUUUCGCCGAUCAUUGGAGAAACAUGUUGCCAGGUUAUGUUGAUUGUGAUGUUGGAGUUUUUGAUCUUUACAAUGAUCGCAUUCAAUAUAUCCUUCACCCUUAUACACGGACUAAUUGGCCGCCAUCAAUCUGGUUUACACCAUCAUUUUCAUAA